AGUCACGUUCGGGAGGCGGGGACAAGGAUCAACGAGAGAAACGCUCGGCUAGUCGACGAGAGGCACUUUUUCCCUAUCCGCAUCCUACAUUGACUAGGUCUAACGGACGACACGUAUAACGCAUAAUCCCCCCCGGAUUACGCACAUCAAUGAUUCUAUGGAUUACUGAUACAUUUUCAUCGAAACACAGGGGAUUUUUGAAAGAGUUGUUGCACUGGUCGCCAGGAGGACUCGUUGAGAGAUGAAGACCCUGGAUGAGCCCCCCUACCUCACGGUAGGGACGGACGUGAGCGCGAAGUACCGAGGGGCGUUCUGCGAGGCCAAGAUCAAGAUGGCCAAGAGACUGGUCAAGGCUAAGGUGACCUUUAAGCCUGAUCUGUCGACCGCCGAGGUACAAGAUGAACACAUCAAAGGGCCUCUGAAGGUGGGGGCCGUUGUGGAAGUGAAGAACCAGGAGGGGGUCUACCAAGAGGCUACCAUCAAUAAGCUGACCGAUGCCAGUAUAUACACUGUUGUGUUUGACGACGGUGACGAGAAGACCCUGCGGCGGUCCUCUCUGUGCCUGAAAGGAGCACGGCACUUUGCAGAGAGCGAGACCCUGGACCGGUUACCACUCACCAACCCGGAGCACUUCGGCACGCCCGUCAUCGGCAAGAAGGGCAACCGCGGCCGACGCUCCAACCCUGUUCAAGAAGAACAGUCGUCCUCUUCGUCCAGCGAGGAGGAGGAGAACGAGCAGCAGCAGAAUGAAGAGCUGUUUGGCAAAGUGGUGUGUGUGGAGGGAGCGACCGCUGGUGACAAGAAGAAGACCACGUGGUACCCAGCACUGGUUAUCUCCCCGGACUGCCAUGAAGACAUGAAUGUGAAGAAGGACAACAUCUUUGUCCGCUCCUUCAAGGAUGGCAAAUUUUGCAUGGUGUUACGGAAGGACGUGCGGGAGAUGAACUGUGACUCUCCCCCGAAGGCUGACGCGGGGCUCAAACCAGCACUGGACGCGGCGCUGGAGUUCCAGCGGCGGCAGGUGGUGCCCAGCUCCUGGCGGACGGACGUGAAGGAGGAGAGCUCCAGCAGCGAAGACGAGGAGGACGAGGAGGAGGAGGAGGAGCAGGAGGAGGACGCCAGCAGUGAGGAGGAGGAGGAGGAAGUGGAGCCGUUCCCUGGGGAGAGGGAGAACUUCCUGCAGCAGCUCUACAAGUUCAUGGAGGACCGAGGAACGCCCAUCAACAAGAGGCCUGUCCUGGGCUACAGAAACCUGAACCUCUUCAAGCUCUACCGACUGGUGCACAAACUGGGAGGCUUCGACAGCAUUGAGAGCGGCUCGGUCUGGAAGCAGGUCUAUCAGGAUCUGGGCAUCCCUGUGCUGAACUCAGCCGCAGGCUACAACGUCAAAUGCGCCUACCGCAAAUACCUGAACGGGUUCGAGGAGUACUGCACCUCCACCGCUAUCACCUUCCGCAUGGACCUGCCCCUGAAGCAGCCCAAGGCGGAGGGCAAGACGGAGGCAGAGGCGGGGCCCGCCGCCCCCCCGGCCUCCAGCCCCGUGAAGGAGCCCACGCCCGAGCAGGAAUCCAGGGGCCCGCAGCCCGCCCCCUGCAAGGAGGAGAAGUCUGAGUCGGGCCGGUACAAAACGGAACCAGAGUCGACGAAGACGGACCGGAAGUCCCUGGGGAACUCCACCUUGGACACCAACGACGCUGCGGCCGAGGACGACGACGGUGACGACAAUGAAGACGAAGAUGAGGAAGAGUCGCGUCUGGGAGACGCGGAGGAGGGCCCGUCGGGGGCGCGGUCGGAGGGGGAGGUCAGCGUGAAGCUGGAGCCCGCGGAGCAGCAGGGACACAAGGAGAAUACUGGGGAUGUCAGCAGUCAGGAGGGGGAGGAGGAAGGGGAGGAGUUUGAGUGUUACCCCCCGGGGAUGAAGGUGCAGGUGAGGUAUGGGCGAGGCCGCAAUCUGAAGACGUACGAGGCCACUGUGAAAGAGGCAGACGUGGAGGGGGGCGAGGUGCUCUACCUGGUGCACUACUGUGGCUGGAACAUCAGAUAUGAUGAGUGGGUAAAAGCAGACAAGAUUAUCCGGCCUGCCAAUAAGAAUGUACCAAAAAUCAAACAUCGCAAAAAAAUAAAGAACAAAUCGGAUGUGGACCACAACCGACUGGAGAGGCUCCGGGAGAGAGAGGACCUGGGCCCCUCCCCCAACAACAACCGCAUCCCCCCCUCGCCUCGCUCCGGCUCCGGCCCCGACGCCUUUUACAAGAUGGAUGACGCCUCCGAGCGGUCGACAGACGACAGCGAGCGGGAGGAUGAGGAGGGAGACGAGGGGAACGAAGACGACCGGCCGGGCUACCGCCGGGGCCAGCGGAGAGGCCCGUCGGACCCCCACAAGCCGUCGGAGCGCUGGGAGACCGGGAGUCUGUCGGAAGAGGCCAAGCCUCCGUCGCUGUCCGGGAAGAACCACGACCCCGUCAGCCCGGACGGUUCAGACGGGAAGGAGGGGAAGAGGCGCAGCCAGCCGGACCCGGAGGGCGAGAAGGCCACCAGGAAGAGGAAAUCGGAGGGAUCCCUGAAGAGCCCGACCAAAGCCAAGACCAGGAACACCCGGAGCGCCGACUGGCUCCCCGGCGGCUCCCCCAGGAAGGAGGAGAGAGGGGGAGACUGCGCCGCGGACGAGAGGCGAGCCUCGUCCGACAGCAGCUCCGACGACGACGGAGCGGGGAACUCGGAGUCGCGCACGGAGGACGCCGAGCGCGGCCAGACGACGAAGGCCAAAGGCUCGCCCUCCAAGAAGUACAACGGGACGAAGGAGAAGACCAAAGCGGCCGCCCGACCCACGGCCUUCUGGGACAUUCCCGAGAAGAGGGCCAAGGCGUCAGCGGGCGCGGAGGAGAAGCCGGCCGUGCGAACCAAGGGCCAGAAGGACGUGUGGUCCAGCAUCCAGGCCCAGUGGCCCAAGAAGACGCUGAAGGAGCUGUUCUCCGACUCGGACACGGAGGCGGCCAACUCGCCGCCCCCUCCGCCCGACCCGACGCGGCCGUCGGAGGAAGAGCCCAGAGAAGAGGACGAGUACGAGGAGGAGGAGGAGGAGGAGCGGCGGCGGAGGCAGCGGCGAGACAGCGGCCCCGGGGACGAGCCCUCGGAGGAGCCCGCGGACCGCGACAAACUGCAGCGGGAGUUCCCCAGCAGCGGGAGCGACUCGGUGCUCAACACGCCGCCCACCACGCCCGAGUCCCCCUCGGCGGCCCUGGGCCUUCCGUCGGAGGACCCGGGCCAGGCGCGGGCCCCGUCUCCUGCCCCCGCCGAGGACCCCGCCCUGCCUUCGGAGUCCACCUCCUCCUCCGCCGCCGCCGCCGCUGCUCUGCCGCCACCGGCGCCCGCGCCCACGGAGGAGGCGACAGGGGGGCGCAGCGAGACGGACAGCAGCACGGUGGAGGUGGAGAGCCUGGGCGGGGAGCUCCAGGACCUGGCCCAGGAGGACGGGGCCGGCUCCCCCACCAAGGCCUUCCAGGCCAGCCCCUCCUGCCACAGCGACUGCAGCCUGGAGCUGAGCAGCAGCAGCCAGCAGGACAGCGAGCAGAAACCCAAAGGUUUGACUGGGAGUCAGAAGCGGCAGAAGGAGGCGCCGGUUAUGGUCCCCGCGAAGAAACCGAAGAUAAACCGCAAGAGCUUCGGAGUGCCUCCCAAGAAGAACAGGAAAACAGCCCACAGCAGCGACAGCGAGGACCAGACCCUGGCGGAGGGCGUGUCCAAGCCCCCCGCCCUGAAGAGCCUCGCUCACCCGGAGCUGAAGGCGGCCGCCGUCUCCCCCAAGUGUCCCGGGAGGACUCCCCCGUCCAGCCAUAAGUACCAGAAGCCCGGGGAGCCGGACCACCUGCACCACCGGGACCACCACGGCCGCUCGCCUCGCGUCUACAAGUGGAGCUUCCAGAUGUCGGACCUGGAGAAGAUGAACAGCCUGGAGCGCAUCUCCUUCCUGCAGGAGAAGCUGCAGGACAUCAGGAACCACUACCUCUCCCUCAAGUCUGAGGUCGCCUCCAUCGACCGCCGCCGGAAGCGCAUGAAGAAGAAAGAGCGGGAAAGCACGGUGGCGGCGUCUUCGUCGUCGUCGUCGUCGUCGUCGUCGCCGUCCUCCAGCUCGCUGACGGCGGCGGUCAUGCUCACGCUGGCCGACCCGCCCGUGUCCUCCUCCUCCUCCUCGCAGAACUCUGGGGUUUCCGUGGAGUGCAGGUGACAGGACGCACCGGCUCACCGCCGCCGCACUUAGCACUUAACCAGCACCCCCGGUUCCUCCACCACCACCUCCUCCUCCUCUUCCUCUUCCUCCACGGCUAACACCCCCUCCUCCACCUUCCUCCUCCUCCUCCACCACCCCCUCCUCCUCCACCCCCUCCUCCACCUUCCCCCUCCUCCUCCUCCUCCUCCACCACCCCCUCCUCCACCUUCCCCCUCCUCCUUCUUCUCCACCGCUACCGCCUCCUAUCCUCCACCUCUUCCUCCUUCUACGCUACCACCUUCUCUUCUUCCUCCACCGCUACCACCCUAUCCUCCCCCUCCUGCAGCUCCUCCUACCACCACCUUCUCCUCCUCCACCACCACCACCCCUCUUCCACCUCCUUCUGCGCUACCAUCACCUUUUGCUCUUCCUCCACUGCGAACACCUCCUCCUCCUCCUCCUCCUCCGCUACUACCACCUGCACCUCCUCCACCCCCUUCCCCGGCCUCUUGCUCUCCCACAGCCCCCCCCCCCCCCCCCCCCUCCUCUCCAACGAGGACAGACAAGACCACCAACAUACUGUAACCGCUGCGGCACAAAACCAGACCAGAGACAAAAAAAAACAAGCAAAUCGAACACAAACUAACUAGAACGAAACAAGCACUAUUUUCUAUCGACAACUGUUUUCUCGGCAAGCUAACUGCACUCAAGUGCACUUUUAUGAAGAUUGUGUCAGGGGGAAAGAAUUUGUCCCAAAAAAAACAACACAGAUUUUAAAACAAAAAAAUGAUUCGCUCUCACUUAAUUGAACAUUUAUGAAGAAUUGUUUCUUUUGGAGGGGGGGCGGGAUAGGGGGUUUCGUAAAGCAAUAAUUCUUUCCAUUUGAUUAUAUUGUAUCUUGGUUCGGCUGACUUCCUGUGACACCCCCUCACCCUCACCCUCCUCCCCCCCCCCCCCCCCCACCCACACCCCCCCCCCCCACCCCCCCCACAACCUCAUGGCUCCUCCACCGAGCAGCUCCUCCUGGUGCUCGCCAUCUGCUGUGCAGGAGCCCAGGGCAGCCUUGCCUGCCAGCGCCGGCGAUGUGUCACCCUGCCUCACGUUUCUCCUCUGUCAUUUCUAAGGGCCUCCAUGCGAUGGUUCAACCAUAAAGGGUUAUAGCGGUGGUGAUCGUCGCCCCGGUUACUGGAGCGCCGUCCUGUGUGUUUGCAUCGAGGUAACGGGCCGUGGAGAAGGAUAGGGUUUCAGUUCAUUGUGUAUCCGCUGACACCACUGUGGAUGGAGGGAAUAUGGAAUGAUACUGUAGUGCCUUUUGUGUUUUUCUCUGCAGGAGGCACUUUGGGAAAAGGACAGCGCUUUUUAUUUUUUAUUUUCCUCUCUGGUCCUGCUCUCAAAACAAUGUAAAAUGUCGCUGAGAAUGUCCCUCUGAUAAAAAAAGAUUAAAAAAAAGACUGAAUAUUGUGUGAUUGAGGACGCGGGGGAGUGAGGGUAGCCGCGAGCCCGACAGUGACCGGAUGGUUUUUAAAUCGCAGCCUAUCGUUAAUUUUAAGAUGUUUGAUUGUAAGAGAUGAAGCUGAACUAUACUGGAACACCGGUAAUCAACUACUGAAUGCUCGGGCGGCCUAGAAAGAGUCACCAAGGGCUUUGGCCUUCCCCUUUUCUGGAACACUGUGGUCUCUUUUAAAGCCCCCACACCCCCAAACUACAAUUCUACUUCCUGUUUCCUGUUUCCUCCAAAAACAGCAUUAACGUAAACGGCAUUCACAUUUAAUUCAGAUUAGAUACUUCCUGUUUCCUCCAAAAACCGCAUUAACGUAAACGGCAUUCACAUUAAAUUCAGAUUAGAUGCUUCCGAUUUUAAUUUGUCGGAGGUGUGGUGUCCGAUUUCUUUGUGUAUGGUGUUGGAUCACCUCUCGCACUCACCUUCUUGCCAGUUGCAGUUCAACAAGCAGUAGCUUGGAUAAUCACUUUUUUAAUGUUGUGAUGUCCAGAAAGUAUGUAUUUAUAAAAAGGAAGGACGAGAUUAACGGUGUCGAGGGUUGGCAUAGCACAACAACAACAUGAAAUCAAGAAGGAAACACUUUAGGUUAACUGGAAAACUGCAAUCUCCUUGCAUAUUUAAUCACCCAAUGAAUUGUUAAUUAUUGUUAUCCACUGCCCUCACAUGUUGCUGAUGAAUUAAAUUAAAGGCAACCACAGUAUGUGUUUACAACAGUCCCGCAUCAAUUAAAUGGUAGUAUUGGCAUCCAUAUCCAAUUUGGAUCAAGACCCAGCAACGACAGGCCCAAUCACAUCAUCUUUAUUUUGUUCCUCCUUUGUUCAUGCCUACCAAAAAAGUUGUUUAUUUUUAUUUUGCCGAGAUAGGACUAAUGGUAAAGGUAUUGUAAAUGUACAUUUAUAUCAUAAAGUGAUGUGUGUUUCAGACGACAUAUCCAGUGUUUCCACUGUAUAAACCCCCACUGUAUGAUAACCCGAAGCUAUGUUUUUGUUUGGCACUUGUAAUUGUAUGCUUUUGUUAUACAUUUGUAUAUUGAGAAGAGUGUUUUGAGUCAAGCUAUUUAAUAUCUUGCACUGUUAAUAACAUGUACUUUUCUGUACAGACAGUUUUGCGGUUUUAACUGUAGUUUUGAGUGUAAAUACUAAGAGUUAAAGCAUGUCUGCUCCCCCUACCUACCCAAUCGUCCUCAGUCUCGUUAUCUCGUAGAAAAUGAUUUAUUUGAUAUCAUUUUUUGUUCUCCUGUUGCUUUCCGUAAUUUCAACUACAUUGUUCUGUUUGUCGUUUUUGUUUUUUUCUGUUACAAAUGUAUGUUUGGGAAUUGUUUAUAUUUUAUCUUGUUUUUGUUAGCUGCCUCGUGCUUGACAGAAGAAUCGUGGUUUAGGAGGCGGCCGUUUUCCAGUAUGUACAUGGGCUGUCGCGGAUGCUUUUUAGACCCGUAAGGAAAAUGGUAUGGAUCAUAGAAUAAGAGAAAGAGGUGGGGCUCAUUGAAAAACCAAGCUCUGUAGUAUUUAUUAGGCUCAUCUUACGAUGGUCAUUGUGUAAUUUAUUGUACAAAUGUAAUCAAACAGAAGCCUCUGUUUGAAAUAAAUGCCAUAGUUUGUGAAGUA
This is a messenger RNA of Gadus morhua (Atlantic cod), 7312 nucleotides long. It is a transcript of the gene arid4b, whose product is annotated as AT-rich interaction domain 4B. The record is from RefSeq and is a predicted model, not a curated record. NCBI's taxonomy places the organism in Eukaryota, Metazoa, Chordata, Actinopteri, Gadiformes, Gadidae. The coding region runs from base 242 to 4225 and encodes 1327 amino acids. Gene Ontology annotation, molecular function: transcription cis-regulatory region binding. The transcript is spliced from 24 exons. Gene Ontology annotation, biological process: regulation of transcription by RNA polymerase II. Gene Ontology annotation, cellular component: nucleus.